This is a messenger RNA of Perkinsus marinus ATCC 50983, 3744 nucleotides long. RefSeq names its product 5-oxoprolinase, putative. The coding region runs from base 1 to 3744 and encodes 1247 amino acids. Gene Ontology annotation, molecular function: 5-oxoprolinase (ATP-hydrolyzing) activity. The transcript has 3 exons. Lineage: Eukaryota; Perkinsozoa; Perkinsida; Perkinsidae. Gene Ontology annotation, biological process: glutathione metabolic process. Gene Ontology annotation, cellular component: cytosol. The record is from RefSeq and is a predicted model, not a curated record.
AUGAGCUCCGAGAAGUUCCGUUUUGCCAUCGACCGAGGAGGAACAUUCACCGAUGUGUACGCUGAAGUCCCGGAUGGCAGAGGUGGCCACGAGAGGAUAGUCCGCAAGCUGCUCUCCGAGGACCCGGACAACUACUCGGACGCCCCUAGAGAAGGCAUCCGUCGCAUUCUGCAGGAGUUCACAGCUGAGGCCCACCCUUCAGAGGAGCCGGUCGACUGUUCGAGGAUCGAGUCGAUUCGUAUGGGUACUACUGUGGCUACAAACGCUUUACUUGAGAGGAAGGGCACGCCUUGUGCUCUGCUGGUUACAGAGGGCUUUGCUGAUCUACUCGAGAUUGGCAACCAGACCAGGCCUGCUAUUUUCGAUGUGAAAAUACGACGUCCUGACACACUUUAUACUAAGGUGUUGGAAGUACCGGAGCGUGUGGUAUUGGCUCGGGAGACUGACUAUUUGCAGGGGGAGGUGGUCCGGGGGAGAACAGGUGAGGAAGUCCGGAUCGAGCGACCACUGGACAAGGCAGCUUUGAAACCCCGACUCUUGGAGCUCUUGGAGGAGGGCAUACAGAGUGUGGCUAUUCUGCUCAUGCACAGCUAUAUUUAUGGAGAUCACGAGAGGCAGGUUGCGGAUCUAUGUCGGUCCAUGGGGUUCGCUCAUGUGUCGGCCUCGAGUGAGGUGCUGGCUAUGGCUAAGGCCGUGGCGAGGGGCCACACUGUGGUGGCAGAUGCCUAUUUGACCCCGACUAUCAGAACGUAUUUAAAAAACUUCUGCGAUGGCUUUGACCGGGCACUGACGGAGACGGAGAAUACGAGGCUGUUGUUUAUGCAGUCCGAUGGUGGCUUGGCUCGGAUGCGAGACUUCACUGGUCACAAGGCGAUACUCUCGGGUCCAGCUGGUGGGGUCGUGGGCUUUGCCAAAACGACAGCCCGUGCGCUUGGCAAUGAAGUGGCAGUAGUCGGGUUUGACAUGGGAGGCACCUCGACCGACGUAAGUCGUUAUGACCCUAAGGUUGGCUUUGAGCACAUUUACGAGACCGUCACGGCUGGCGUCACAGUGCAGGCUCCUCAACUGGACAUCACUACAGUAGCUGCUGGGGGAGGUAGUCUGUUGACCUACGAACAUGGCCUGCUGUGUGUUGGUCCAGAGUCUGCAGGAGCUCAUCCGGGGCCGGUGUGUUACAGGAAGAAGGGGGGCAAGCUGGCAGUGACGGACGCCAACUUGGUUUUGGGGAGGCUCUUGCCCAGUCAUUUCCCCCGCAUCUUCGGUGAGACCCAGGAUCAACCUCUGGAUACCGAAGCCUCACGGAAGGCCUUGGAGAAGCUGGCCCUGGACAUGGGUCUAGGGGAGGACGUCGAUGCAUGUGCUGCUGGUUUCAUUAGAGUGGCCAACGAGGCCAUGUGUCGUCCCAUACGCAAUAUGACUCAGAUGAGAGGCUACGAUGUAAGGACCCACGUCUUGGCGUGCUUUGGUGGGGCUGGUGGCCAGCACGCUUGUGCGAUGGCUCGAGCAUUGGGCAUCGACACGGUGUUCGUCCAUAGAUUUUCGGGGGUACUCUCAGCAUUUGGGCUGGCCCUUGCGGACGAGGUUGUUGAUAAGCAGGUCCCCUCUGCACAGAAGUGGCAAGUGGAGGGGCCUUGGAUGGGCACAUUGGAACAGCUGGAGAAGGAGGCGAUCAGUGCCCUUGAGAAGGCGGGCCACCAUGGCAACAUCCACGCCAAGGGCUACUUGAACAUGCGCUACUCUGGUACGGACACCAGCAUCAUGACCGCUGUAGAGGAAGGUGAUAAUGGAGACUACCGGAAGGCGUUUGAGAGGGCCUAUAGGAGGGAAUAUGGUUUCCUCAUGACCGGCAGAGAGCUGCUCAUUGACGACAUCAGAGUGAGGGCUAGAGCCGUCAAAGAGGAUGGUUUCGAGUUCACUCGCCCAGCUUCUACCAGCGAGUACGAGGCAAGGCGUGACGAGCUGUCGAGUGUUUACUUUGAGGGUGUUGGCCGUGUGGAAGAGACUCCGGUGUUUUUGGAGGCAAAUCUGAGACCGGGGGCACUGGUACGGGGCCCAGCGAUCAUAGUGCAGAGUACGGGGACCAUCGUGGUGGAGCCGGACUGCACGGCUAAGGUCAAUGGCGAUGGUGACUAUGUCAUAGACAUCAAUCAGCUCGGGGGCGAUGGCCCUUUGAUGGACGUUGAAGUGGCGGAUCCGAUCCAGUUGUCAAUUUUCAGCCACAAGUUUAUGAGCAUCGCCGAGCAGAUGGGCCGGUGUCUGCAGCGGACGGCCACCAGUGUUAAUGUGAAGGACCGGCUGGACUUCUCGUGUGCUGUCUUCGGCCCAGACGGGGGGCUUAUUGCCAACGCCCCGCACAUACCGGUCCAUUUGGGUGCCAUGCAGGAGGCUGUGAAGAUUCAGUUGAGUUUAUGGGAAGGCAGGCUCGAGCAAGGCGAUGUGUUGGUGUCGAACCACCCCCAGCUGGCAGGAGGCUCACACCUACCCGACAUCACGGUGAUGACGCCGGUGUUCGAGGGGGGUAGGGUGGCAUUUGUGGUAGCAUCUAGAGGGCACCAUGCGGACGUGGGGGGAAUUGAACCUGGGAGCAUGCCACCGAACUCGUCGUGUCUGGCGGAGGAAGGUUGUGCUAUUGUCACGCACAAGCUGGUCAGUGCCGGCCAAGGCUUCGAUGAGGCUGGUAUCACUGAGCUCCUCACUGCGGCGGGGACGAGGAAUCUCGAGGACAAUUUGGCGGAUCUGAGGGCACAGGUCGCGGCUAAUCAACAGGGCAUAUCCUUGGUUCACGAGAUGAUACAGACAUAUGGCUUGGGGGUUGUACAUGCGUACAUGCACCAUAUCAGGGAGAACGCCCGGCAGGCAGUUCUCAGUAUGCUUUAUACGUGGUCACAGAAACACGGCACGGAGGGAGAAGCUGAGGACUCAAUGGACGAUGGUAGUGUGAUUAAACUGAAGGUUCGUCUACAUCAAGAGAAGGAAGCCAAAAGGGCUAGUGCGGUAUUCGACUUCACCGGGUCCGGUCCAGAAGUGGUUGGCAAUACAAACGCCCCGCCUGCAGUGACGAUGUCAGCCGUUAUCUACUGCCUCCGCUGCAUGGUCGACUCGGACAUCCCCCUCAACCAAGGCUGCUUGGAAGCAGUACGAGUGGUCCUCCCCGAGCGCGGUCACUGCAUGCUCAACCCGUCUCCUGAAGCCGCAGUCGUCUGUGGCAAUGUUGUCACUAGUCAGCGAGUGGUCGAUGUCAUAUUCCGCGCCUUCCAAUUCUGCGCGGCUAGCUGUGGUUGCAUGACAACGUUACUUUUGGUGAUGCUUCCUUUGGCUACUACGAGACGUUGCUGGUGCUCUGGGGCUGGUCCGAGCUGGGAUGGCGUCAGUGGAGUCCACACGCAUAUGACCAAUACAAGAAUCACUGAUGUUGAGAUAAUGGAGCGCCGCUACCCUUGCAUAGUCCGCCACUUUGGUCUCCGUGAAGGCAGUGGUGGUGCCGGUGCUCACCCUGGCGGCUGUGGUGUACUGCGUGAACUCGAGUUCAUCCGACCGCUUCAUGUGUCGGUGCUGACAGAGCGCAGAGCGAAGUCACCGUACGGUAUGGCUGGUGGUGAAAGCGGGAUGAAGGGAUUGAACCUCUGGUUGAAGAGGGAGGCCGCACAAGUGGUUAACAUUGGCGGCAAAAGAACUGUUGAAAUGGCCAGAGGUGAUCGACUGAGGCUGCUAACGCCCGGUGGUGGCGGCUAUGGCCAAGCUUAG